UGUGGGAAACACAUAGUGAUGUUGUUGUUAUGCCUCCUCCGGACAGGAUAAUGCCAGGAGGACCAAAAAAUAAUGACCAAAUCAAAGAUCCAAGCGAAGAAGCUUCUUCACAGAAUUCUCAAAAGUCUAUAGUGACAUGUAGCAAUUGCGCACAAACAGGGCAUAACAAACGCACAUGUCAAAUAGAGCCGGUGCCUAAGCCACCUAAUAUGCCUCAAGAAUUUCCUUCUUAUCAUGCGAAAGCUAUCAUGACAUGUAGCAAUUGUCAACAAACUGGAAACAACAAACGCAAAUGUAAACGCGAACCAGUUUCUAAACCACCCAAUUUGCCUCCAGGAAGACCUUCAAAAAGGCAAAAAACCAUCCAAUGAACUUAGCUUGUCACAUGAAGUCUUGCUUUUUUGGAUUUUGAUGUUGCAACAUGUUUAAUUUUGAUGUUAAUCGUGUUUUCAUCAUUUUUAUGUUUCAAUAGGUUUAAAUACUCAGAUUUGUAAUG
This is a messenger RNA of Camelina sativa (false flax), 496 nucleotides long. RefSeq lists its product as uncharacterized. The record is from RefSeq and is a predicted model, not a curated record. Gene Ontology annotation, molecular function: zinc ion binding; nucleic acid binding. NCBI's taxonomy places the organism in Eukaryota, Viridiplantae, Streptophyta, Magnoliopsida, Brassicales, Brassicaceae.